CUCAAAACAAACCUAAACAACAAGACAAGUGUGAAAUUAAAAAAUAAUAAGCACCAAUACGAACUCGCCACGUACAUACAGUUGAGCAGAGUUGCUCUCUUUCGGUCUCGAUUUCUCAAUUCUCACUAUACAAUACCGACCAUUUAAGAGCAGGCAAAACUAAUCUGUAUGAUCGAUCUUGUGCUGAAGAUAUCGAAAAGAUGUCAUCUUUGGGUAGGAUUUUGUCUGUUUCCUACCCACCGGAUCCGUACACUUGGCGGUUUUCACAGUAUAAGCUGUCUUCUUCACUAGGGCGAAAUCGGAGACUCAGAUGGCGAUUCACGGCGUUGGAUCCUGAAUCUUCCUCACUCGACUCUGAAUCCUCCGCCGAUAAAUUCGCUUCCGGGUUUUGUAUAAUAGAAGGGCCUGAAACAGUACAGGACUUUGCCAAAAUGCAAUUACAAGAGAUUCAAGAUAACAUUCGAAGCCGACGAAACAAGAUCUUCUUGCACAUGGAAGAGGUGCGGAGGCUAAGAAUACAACAACGGAUUAAAAACACAGAACUUGGUAUCAUUAACGAAGAACAAGAACAUGAAUUACCUAAUUUCCCAUCUUUUAUCCCAUUCUUACCUCCAUUGACUGCUGCCAAUUUGAAAGUCUAUUACGCAACUUGUUUCUCACUCAUCGCGGGGAUUAUCCUAUUCGGUGGUCUACUAGCUCCUACUCUAGAGCUGAAGUUAGGUAUAGGAGGUACAUCGUAUGCAGAUUUCAUUCAAAGCCUUCAUCUACCUAUGCAAUUGAGUCAAGUGGACCCGAUAGUAGCGUCGUUUUCUGGAGGAGCGGUUGGUGUGAUUUCGGCUUUGAUGGUAGUAGAAGUUAACAACGUAAAGCAGCAAGAGCACAAGAGAUGCAAAUACUGUCUAGGAACUGGGUAUCUAGCAUGUGCUCGUUGCUCUAGCACAGGUGCUCUUGUUUUAACUGAACCAGUCUCAGCUAUUGCUGGUGGGAAUCAUUCUCUAUCACCGCCCAAAACCGAAAGAUGUUCAAACUGUUCAGGUGCCGGAAAGGUGAUGUGCCCGACAUGUCUGUGCACAGGAAUGGCUAUGGCCAGUGAGCAUGAUCCUCGUAUCGACCCUUUCGAUUGAAUUUUGCAACACAUUCUACUUCCUUAGAAUCUCAUUCUGUCAGUGUAACUAAAAAUGGUAUGUACUGAUUAAAUAAUUAGAACCGCAUACUUUGAUCUGUAUAUACACACAAUUAAAGUUAUAAUACAAUGUUAGACAUGUCUUCUCUAAACAACCAACAACUCGAAACCGGCAUGUUGUGUACGUCUUGUGAGUUGUGACAGAAAAACGGCAUGUAAUGUUUGAUUUCUCCACUAAGCAAAAAAGCUUUUUUCAUGUUAACAUAUUGUUUUCCUUCAUGUUACAUUAUGUUUUUGUUUCUGAGCUCUAAAACGUUUUCAGUUCCAAUGAGAAGAAAAAAGGAUGGAAUAAGGUGUGUGUGUGUGGCUCAAGGUUCCCAGCCACUCAAGAGAGUGGCGCGAGUGGCUCAUUUAACACCAUGAGUGAAAGCUCCCAUACGGAGGGUGCAGGAAUGAGAAUGGUGAAACUUGAUGUUGUGAAAGGCACGAGCCAUGUACUUACUGAAGCUGCGUUUUGCGUAUAUGUUUGGAAGAAUCACCAGUACUUUCUUCACCAGAAUCUGCACGUAGACCCUAGAACAAGGGAACUUUAGAAACCAAACUCUUUGGGUAACAUAGCUUCAGUGGCGCAAACGAAGGAUCAAUUCAUGCAGAAUUAGUGUAUGUCAAGAACUCUGUUUCUUCAGACCAAUGAAUGAGCUUACAUGCUCUGUUUCUUGAGAGCUAGGGAAUAUAAGAAACCUUAAGAUUCAUAAACUUCAAUCUCUUCAACAUUAUACCACGGCGACAUCCCUGAGUUCGUAUCUCAACUUACUGAUCACGAAAUCACCAAGCUUUAGCACAAGAUUGAUGAAUGAAUUGGGAAACAGAGCAUUUUUGACACUUUUAAAAAACAAAAAAAAGUUUGCUAUUUCAGAUUUUAAUGUGAGAAUUGGAGCAUUUUUUGAAAAUUUGGUAUAAGCCUUUUUAAAUAUUUUCCUUCUUUUUUCUUGAAGAUCAAAGCUAAGUAGAGAUUUGCUAACACAUUUGUAAACCAGGUACUCUUAUUUCUUGUAAAAGCAAAAC
Arabidopsis thaliana (thale cress) is the source of this 2188-nucleotide messenger RNA. RefSeq names its product orange protein. Lineage: Eukaryota; Viridiplantae; Streptophyta; Magnoliopsida; Brassicales; Brassicaceae. The coding region runs from base 201 to 1124 and encodes 307 amino acids. Gene Ontology annotation, cellular component: chloroplast; cytoplasm; nucleus. The transcript is spliced from 8 exons. The record is from RefSeq and is marked reviewed.